AAAACCCUAUCUCUUCAGAUGGAUGAUGCCUUUCUUUCUUUUCCAUGAAACCUUUGGCCUGUCACUUCUUUAUGUGUACCUCCAACUUUACAAAACCUCUUCUUUCUCUUGUACCUCAAUUUUCCUAGAAUCCUCGCCCCUCUCCAUUGCAAGUUUGCAAGCCGGACCUGGAGCUGUGGAGCAUACUACUGAAAAAAAAAUAUAAAAAAUAUACUAAGUACUUUAUUUCGACCUACAUUUUUCCAACAUGAGAUCUAUGACUUUGGUAGAUUCGUGGGUUCAGACCUGUUCAGUCUUCAAUCAACCAAAAACCCAUUAUAGGUCCUUCAAUGGUCUUAUCUACAAACCCAUGAAUAACCCCCAAUUCAAACCCAAUUUCCUCAAGCAAACGAAGCCCGUCUCUUCCUUCACCAUUUCAGCGAUCAUAACAAGGGAAGAAGAAACAAUUGAUGCCGAGAAAGACCAAGAAUCCAAGGACUCUUCGACCCUUUUCAACUUCAAAUCCUACAUGGUUGAAAAGGCCAAUAUAGUCAAUAAAGCAUUGGACGACUCCGUUUCCGUCAAGAACCCACCGAAGAUCCACGAAGCAAUGCGCUAUUCUUUAUUAGCCGGCGGCAAGAGGGUUCGUCCCAUGCUCUGCAUCGCCGCCUGCGAGCUCGUCGGGGGCCAUCAGUCUCAAGCCAUGCCGGCCGCCUGCGCUGUGGAAAUGAUCCACACAAUGUCCUUAAUCCACGAUGAUUUGCCGUGCAUGGACAACGACGACUUCCGGCGAGGAAAACCUACGAAUCAUAAAGUCUUCGGAGAGGACGUGGCAGUCCUCGCCGGCGAUUCCCUGCUGGCCUUCGCCUUCGAGUACAUCGUCACGGCGACCACAGGGGUAGCACCAGCCAGAGUCUUGGCCGCAGUUGGAGAAUUAGCAAAAUCAAUCGGGACUGAAGGCUUAGUCGCGGGCCAAGUUGUCGAUUUGGCCUCCACCGGACAGGCUGAUGUUGGAUUAGACCAGCUGGAAUUCAUUCAUCUACACAAAACGGCGGCGCUAUUGGAAGCCUCAGUAGUUUUGGGAGCAAUUUUGGGUGGUGGGACUCCAGAUGGAGUUGAAAAACUGCGGAGAUUUGCAAGGUGCAUUGGGCUGUUAUUUCAGGUGGUGGAUGAUAUUCUUGAUGUGACAAAAUCUUCCGAGGAAUUGGGCAAAACAGCAGGGAAAGAUCUUGUAACAGAUAAGGUUACUUAUCCGAAAAUGAUGGGGUUAGACAAGGCUAGGGAGUUUGCUGAGAAGUUGAACGAGGAUGCCAAACAGCAGUUGUCUGAAUUUGAUCCGGAUAAAGCAGCUCCUUUAAUUGCAUUGGCGGAUUAUAUUGCUCAUAGGGAUAACUAGAGUUUUGGGAUUCCAAGCUUUGUAUCUGAUCUAUGUUUAUAACAACAUUACUUAGAUUAUAGCUAAGGGCAAAUGGUAUACUUGUCUGAAGAUUUUCAGGAUCCCAAACUGCAGUUUCGGAUCAUUGUUGUAACUUUUUCCUUUAGCGCUAUUCCAUGAAAAGUUAGACCAUCUUGGCAUUUGCAUGUUUCUUUAUUUCCCACAAUGCAGCUGAAAACUGAUGUAUCUACCAGUAUAAGUAUGCAAUGCUGCGUUUAUCAGUGCAA
Coffea eugenioides is the source of this 1641-nucleotide messenger RNA. Its product is annotated as geranylgeranyl pyrophosphate synthase, chloroplastic-like. The record is from RefSeq and is a predicted model, not a curated record. NCBI's taxonomy places the organism in Eukaryota, Viridiplantae, Streptophyta, Magnoliopsida, Gentianales, Rubiaceae. The transcript has a single exon. Gene Ontology annotation, biological process: isoprenoid biosynthetic process. Gene Ontology annotation, molecular function: geranylgeranyl diphosphate synthase activity. Bases 248 to 1375 code for a protein of 375 amino acids.